Messenger RNA from Gasterosteus aculeatus aculeatus (three-spined stickleback), 4947 nucleotides. Lineage: Eukaryota; Metazoa; Chordata; Actinopteri; Perciformes; Gasterosteidae. The record is from RefSeq and is a predicted model, not a curated record.
GGCAACAGAAUAGCGCAAACAAUCAAACUGACUGUCGGAUCAGUGCAGCAGCAGCAGCAGAGAGUGGGACAGCGGGGUUGUCCCCGGGGAGGUGGGGUCCGUCCCAUGUGUCGACUGAUGGAGAGAAGAGGGGCACAGCACAGUGAGUUUGAUGGGACACACAGUGCUACGCGGAGAGAGAGAGAGAGAGAGAGAGAGAGAGAGAGACUGCAGUCAGGCAGCGACACGAAGGAGCAUACAUGUUUAAAGAGGCUGCAGCAGAGUGGGCUAAUGAUGAGGUGUGUCAAGCAAGAGAUCAGCGAGAUGACCGAGGUUAAAGAUCUGUCAACCCGUCGAGCUUGGGACUGGACAAUACCCCUCAAAACCAUCAGCAUGUGACUUUUUGGAGGAGUUUAUAGAGCCUCGCCAUGCACUCUCUGUGGAAUCUCUGUCUGCUUCUCCUCCUCUCCUUUCCGCUCUCACUUCAUGUCGCAGCCUUCAACGAAGUACAUGUCAGGGAUGCACAACAGCCAGACGACAACACGGAAGCGCGGCGUCGCACACCUCCACCACCGAGACCACAUGGCUCUGGCUUAGCACCGAGCAAUCCAAUGUCUGGGACGAAAUAUGUUGACUUCCCGGGUCUGCCUCUGAGCUGGCCGCUUUCGUCAUCUGAGGAAUCCGAUAGAAAAGGUGCAAUGGAUGAAGACAUUGCUUUCGAGGAGAGCACAGAGACCUCUCGUUUGUAUCAUAAUGAGAAGGGGCUUAUCAUAUCCAGACUUUCUGAUACAAAGGAUGAGACAUCCAAGGAGAGCGCACAACCAACGAGGUCUUCAUCAGGAGGAGCACCACCUCGCUCCACCCAGGGACAAACAUUAAAGUACAAACCAGCUGAGACAAAAGUAUCCAUAUUUGAGUCCGACCAGUCAGAAGAGAAUCAGCCAACUUCCCCACCCUCUCCGGAUAAGGCGGCCGCCGGACCGCCUGCUUCUCUUCCGCCCGGCUCACUUCUAACAGUUCCGGAAUCCACUCCGCCGCCGUACGCCGGAGCCCGUCCCGACCCCGAGCACCCCACUCCACCAGUAGCCGUAUGGGGACGGACCACUGGACCCUCCGUUGUCAUGCAGGACGGUGCACAGGGCGGGACAGUCCCAGUGAAAGGGACCAGAGAAGAAUUGAUUGAUAUUAUGGGUAAUAACCCGGGCAUGAAGGCAGACAAUGAUGACUCCAAGGAGAAUGGCGUGCUUCUUCCAAAGACCAGUGACACGCUCUUGCGUGACGGCGGCACAGACACACCUGCCACACCCUGCAAAACAUCAGACCAGUCCUGGACACCCACCUACCCAGAGGACUUUACCCCCACCGAGUCGCCGCGCCCCGAUCUGACCCUGGGCUCUGCCCUUUCCAUCCCUCUGUAUUCGGACUGGAACUCUGCCCUCGCCACGUGGGGAUUUGCAUGGGAAGCACACGUCUACGGCCUGGGUUCUGUUUUUUCUGUAUUCGGCCUAAUCUCUGUGGUUUGUCUGUUAGGGUUGCCCCUGCGCUGUCCCGCGGGAAGCCCCUACUUCUUCCUGCUGCACUUGUUUCUUUUAGCGUUCGAAGGGAUUCAAGCUUUUUGUUUGCUCUAUGAUGCUUAUAAUCACCAAGAUCGUCUCCCCCCUCUGGGCUCUCUGCUGCUCUCUGAGCUUUCCUUUCCCUGCUUGAUUUCAGCCUUCUCCCUUGCCUUCAUCCUGCUUUCCCUGCGCUCACGUAUGCAUCUUUCAUUCCCACUUGCUAAUUCCACCUCGUUUUCAGCCUUUCCCAAGCCAUGCCUGCUACUGUGUAUGUCCAUGCUGUAUUCUGGGGUGUCCCUAGGCUGUGUUGGCCUGCUCCAGCUCUUCCCCAGCCUCCCCUCGGUGAUCCUGCUAUUCCCUCAGGGUGGGUUUGUAUGUCUCACCAUAUUCCUCUCAAGCUCCUACCUUGUAUUCUACUGCUUUAUGCAAUUCAACACGAAGCACCUGUACCGGCUGAAUGACACUGGAGAGAGCGGAGGAUCUCCUGAAGAUGUGCCAUCUUCACGUUACCCCUUUUCCAAAGUGGAGGACUGGGGUAGGGCAGCAGGAGCUGGAUUAGGGGCUUCCUUGUGUUUGUUAGGGUGUGGAGGCCUCCAGUUUUAUGGGAUCUUGCAUGCCCUCGGUUUGGGUGGGGUUGAUAGCUACGGUUUCCAGCCCUGGCCCUGGUGGGGUUACCAGGUAGGCUGCAGGCUCUGUGAGAUUGGGGUGUGUCUAGGUUUGUCUCUCAUUGGUUCACACCCUCUAUUCUGCCAAAACAACUCUUCUACCGAGUCCUUAACUAACCCCCGGCCAGGAUCUUGGUCCCGUCUCUCGUGCGGCUCCCAUUCACGAGGGCUCAUCAAGCCCUCUCAGGGAUGUGCAGAUUCUCCUGUCGUCUCCUCUCGUGAUUCUGGAUUCAGGCUGGUGGCCUGUGAUGUCAUAACAAAGGAACAGUCAGAGGACCUUCCCCUUUUCCCAAUGGCGGAUCAUCCUCGGAAUAGGCUUGUCCCCAAUUCCAGCCAAACCCAGAGCACUGCUUUCCUUACACCCCCAAACCCACGGUCCAAGCCUAACAACGCAGUUGAGUCUCAGCUAUCGUCACUGGAUAGCCUGAGAAUGGAGACGGACUCAACUGCGGAUCUGCGGCCCCCAUCUCUCAUAGACCUGUCCCGUAGCAUUGACCAGGCUCUGUUCAGCGAAUCCCUAUUCUCUCACAGUAUCUUUGGUUUGCCGAGACUCUUUCAUGCUUCUUCCAGCCUCUCUUUGAGCUCUCCGAGCCAGGGUGAAUCACAGCAAGGGCCCAGCUCUAUGCAAAAUGCAUUAUACCGAACCAACUCCUGUGGUGACAUGGAACAAGACAACGGCCUGUCCACUUCAAGACCUUCUAAACCAAACAGCUCGUUGACAUCUCAAGGCAAGUCACCGGUGUCACCGGAGCAAUGGAAUUGGAAGGAGAGCGUCUCUGGUUCGACACAAGGCCUUUGCAGCAAACCCAAGGAGACGGGGAAGUGCCGCUCACUUUCCUGGGCCAAUAGAGGUCAAAACUUUGCUGAGAGCAGCCUCCCCAGAGCAAUCCCCCACCUGUCAUACCACCGGCGUUACAGAACCCUGAGCUUGGCCUCUCGGGACGGUUGCGGAUCUGGCCGCCUGGCCGGUACUAAACAUCUGAGUGAGAGCAAACAGCUGGAAUGGGAUCUGGCCGUGCAAGCGGAGUUUGUCAACGUGUGCAGACAAAUUGACGCUCUGAGUGUUUGCAGUGACACCAUUGAAUUGUAGAAAGUUAUACAUGUUCAUGUCAUGAUUAAAAUUCACGUUACGUUGUACUGAAACAAUACUCCAAUCAGGUUAGAUGCAUCAUAAAAGUUAUACACAUGUAUGUUAUAACCUUAACUUAUAAAAUAAAUGAACAUUACUGAUAUUAUUGAUACAAUAUGGAGAUGUAAAUUAUUUUCCAUGAUUAUUUCACAGUUUAUAUUAUGUAUGUUGAAAACUUUAUUUGCAAAUGCUGUCUUCAGUUCAUCUCAGUUUUAAUAUGUAUACAACUUACAGUACAUGUUGAACUUUUGACAUUUUAACUGUAUACAGAAAUUGAAAGGGACGUUUAGUUAAUAGAGGGCCAUAUUUCAUAGUAAAAUAAUAAUACAAUAACUUUGUACUAUUGAUGUACUUUUGUGUUUUCAAUAGGAGAAAAUGUUGCUCAGAAGGAUGAGUUAUUGUAUCACUUGUGAUUGGAUGGACACAAUCUUCUGAAAAAUGAAUUCAGCAAAGGGAGCUCUGUGAGCUCAAAGGGAGCUCUGUGAUGCUGAAGUACAACAUUUUGCAACAACUUAUCAGCACCUCGCCUACAAAGCCUACAAACAUACUUCAUCAUGGGAACUACAGGCGUUUUGGUAUAUAUGUAUAAGAUUAUUAUAGAGUAUUUCAGUGUGGUGUAAUAAACUUAAGACAUAAGACCAGGAUGAUUUUUUUUUACCGCCUCCUCAGUCAACCAUCUAAGGGGUAUUCUGGGAAUGUUAGUACUACAAUCAAAGUUGCAAUAAUCCUACACUUUUGAAAGUGGCUUUGAUAAUAUAUAUAUAUAUAAAUAUAUUUACCACUUCAAGGGAAGAUAAGAAAAACAAAAGUUUCACUUCAUAUAAUUAAACAGAAAUGCAUCAAAACGCCGUUGCCAAAAAUGAUCUUUAUUUGUGCAACACUAUUAACAUAGACAUAAUUUUAAAACCGGUGAGAAAGUAGUUAUAUCUUAUCUGUAACCUUUAAUUAAGAAACUAUUACCAGACUGUCAAACCAUUGAUCAACCCUAACAUGAUCAACCACUACAUGAGCUCAGUUAUUUGAUUGGAUGUUAUUACAAAAUUAAAAUAAACUGUGUAUUGUUAUACCAAAGAUGGUGAGUAACACAAAAGAAAAAAGAAAAACAUAUUUAAAACGUAUCAAUCAACUUGAAACAACUUUUUGUCUACAACUCCAUAAAGAAAGAAAUCUAUCCAGGACAAUUGUUUUGUUACAACAGUUCCCCACUGAGUGUGCUUUAUUUAAUUCACUCACAAUUUAAUUAUUUUAAUAACCAACCUGAAAAAAUACAAUAACCGCCUUUAUUAUAUAUUACAUACAAUCAAUAGCUAUAAUGUUAGUUAAUACUGUGUUUAUGUUUUAUGAAGAAUGGAUGAUCCCAACAUGUCAAGCCAAUGUGACUUAGACGUAUUUGCAGUAUGAAGCCAAAAUGAGGAUAAUGUACCUGUAUGUUAUUAUAAUCAGAAAGAUGUGUACAGUCUUCUUUAAUUUUUCUCUUUUUAAACAUUUUUUUCGGAAUUAAAAUGUUAAAUAUUUAACAGUUAUGUGUCAUUUGUUGCUGAAAAAGCAUUUGACCGCUUGAUGCCGUCCUUACGUUUUUGCGCGCUGAGCUGCACAUACGAUAAUAAACUUCUGCAAGCUU